This is a messenger RNA of Fukomys damarensis (Damara mole-rat), 5806 nucleotides long. RefSeq names its product SMAD specific E3 ubiquitin protein ligase 1 (gene Smurf1). The transcript has 17 exons. Gene Ontology annotation, molecular function: ubiquitin protein ligase activity; protein binding. Gene Ontology annotation, biological process: ubiquitin-dependent protein catabolic process; negative regulation of BMP signaling pathway. NCBI's taxonomy places the organism in Eukaryota, Metazoa, Chordata, Mammalia, Rodentia, Bathyergidae. The record is from RefSeq and is a predicted model, not a curated record. The annotation marks the transcript as partial.
UUUUUAGUAUUAUGUGCCAAGAAUCUUGCAAAGAAAGACUUCUUCAGACUCCCUGACCCCUUUGCUAAGAUUGUGGUGGAUGGCUCUGGGCAGUGCCACUCAACCGACACUGUGAAAAACACGUUGGACCCAAAGUGGAAUCAGCACUACGAUCUAUAUGUUGGGAAAACUGAUUCUAUAACCAUCAGCGUGUGGAACCACAAGAAAAUUCACAAGAAGCAGGGAGCUGGCUUCCUGGGCUGCGUGCGGCUGCUCUCCAACGCCAUCAGCCGGCUAAAAGACACUGGCUACCAGCGUUUGGAUCUAUGCAAACUAAAUCCCUCAGAUACUGAUGCAGUUCGUGGCCAAAUAGUAGUCAGUUUACAGACAAGAGACAGAAUAGGCCCUGGAGGGUCAGUGGUGGACUGCAGAGAACUGUUGGAAAAUGAAGGGUCCGUGUAUGAAGACUCGGGACCUGGGAGGCCGCUUAGCUGCUUCAUGGAGGAGCCCGCCCCUUACACAGAUAGCACUGGCGCUGCCGCAGGUGGGGGCAACUGCAGGUUUGUGGAGUCCCCGAGUCAAGAUCAGAGACUCCAGGCACAGCGACUUCGGAACUCCGAGGUCCGAAGUUCACUGCAGACGCCCCAGAACCGGCCACAUGGCCACCAGUCACCGGAACUGCCUGAAGGCUAUGAACAGAGAACAACAGUACAGGGGCAAGUUUACUUUUUGCACACACAGACUGGAGUGAGCACAUGGCACGACCCCCGGAUACCCAGAGACCUUAAUAGUGUGAACUGCGAUGAACUUGGACCACUGCCACCAGGUUGGGAAGUCCGAAGUACAGUUUCUGGGAGAAUAUAUUUUGUGGAUCAUAAUAACCGAACAACCCAGUUUACAGACCCAAGGUUACAUCAUAUCAUGAAUCACCAGUGCCAACUCAAGGAGCCCAGCCAGCCACUGCCCCUGCCCAGUGAAGGCUCUGUGGAAGAUGAAGAGCUUCCUGCCCAGAGAUAUGAAAGAGAUUUGGUCCAGAAACUGAAAGUCCUGAGACAUGAGCUCUCACUUCAGCAACCCCAGGCUGGGCAUUGCCGCAUUGAGGUUUCCAGAGAAGAAAUAUUUGAGGAAUCAUACCGUCAGAUCAUGAAGAUGCGACCAAAAGACCUGAAGAAGCGGCUGAUGGUGAAGUUCAGAGGGGAAGAGGGUUUGGACUAUGGUGGUGUGGCACGGGAGUGGCUUUAUUUGUUGUGCCAUGAAAUGCUGAAUCCGUAUUAUGGACUCUUCCAGUACUCCACGGACAACAUUUACAUGUUGCAAAUCAACCCAGAUUCUUCAAUUAACCCUGACCAUCUGUCUUAUUUCCACUUCGUGGGUCGGAUCAUGGGUCUGGCUGUAUUCCAUGGACACUAUAUAAAUGGGGGCUUCACAGUUCCCUUCUACAAGCAGCUUCUUGGGAAGCCCAUCCAGCUCUCUGACCUGGAAUCAGUGGACCCCGAACUGCAUAAGAGCCUGGUGUGGAUUCUAGAGAACGACAUCACUCCUGUGCUGGAUCACACAUUCUGUGUUGAGCACAAUGCUUUUGGGAGGAUUCUUCAGCAUGAGCUGAAACCCAAUGGCAGAAAUGUGCCUGUCACUGAGGAGAACAAGAAGGAAUAUGUCCGGUUGUAUGUAAACUGGAGGUUUAUGAGAGGCAUUGAAGCCCAGUUCUUGGCACUUCAGAAGGGGUUUAAUGAACUCAUCCCUCAGCAUUUACUGAAGCCCUUUGACCAGAAGGAACUAGAGUUGAUUAUAGGUGGCCUGGACAAGAUUGAUCUGAAUGACUGGAAAUCCAACACACGGCUGAAGCACUGUGUGGCAGACAGCAACAUUGUCAGGUGGUUCUGGCAGGCAGUGGAAACCUUCGAUGAAGAGAGAAGAGCUAGGCUCCUACAGUUUGUAACUGGCUCCACCCGAGUCCCUCUCCAAGGAUUCAAGGCUCUACAAGGCGCGGCAGGGCCCCGGCUCUUCACCAUUCACCUGAUAGAUGCAAACACAGACAACCUGCCCAAGGCCCAUACCUGCUUUAAUCGGAUCGACAUCCCACCUUAUGAGUCCUAUGAGAAGCUCUAUGAGAAACUGCUGACUGCUGUGGAGGAGACCUGUGGCUUUGCUGUGGAGUGAAGAGCAGCUCAAGGCAGCAGAAUCUCACUCAUGACCACGAGACCAAAAGCAUAUAGCUCCUGUGUGCCUCCCGCAAAGCUGGCUGAGGCCUGGAAUUCCAGAAACCCGAGGGAAAAGGCUUUUCUCCCUCCUUCCUUGGCAGAAGGAGGGGGCAGGGAACUUUCGUAGGUGGCUCCCACCAUCUGUCCCUCCUUUAUUAUAGUUUCCCACCCCCUCCAUCACCCAUCCAAUAAAACGCAGCCAGGUUCUGCCUUUGGCCUCAGUUACACAUGAUGAAAAGGCUCAGAGCCCUGUGCUCUUCAUAGGAGCAUGAGCCACAGUAGGGCGAGCUGGGCCCACCAAGGGUUUGCAUGGUUGCAUACCAGCCAUCUCCUCUCCGUACAGCCUCAGCGCCCCUUUUCAAGUUCAGCAGAGCUGCUAGUUACUUUACCAGAGCUCAAAUUCCAAAUCUUACAUCCUAGGAGCCUGUUCUGGGUGGCAGAUUAAUUUCUAACUGAAAAGUGACUAUGUAGUAGAUGCUUAUUGGAAUUGUGCCACGUCAGGAUGCUUGAGUCAAAAUGUGUUUCCCCUUUGAGAGGUGAAGGAAUUGGAGCAGCUUUCAUUGGAAGCCCAGGGUAUUUCUUUGCAGGGUAUCCUGGCUGAAAAAACUCAUUUUGCACAGAGAAAAACUAUCUUUCCUUUGCUGCGUCCUAUAUCCAGUUUGAAAAUGUUUCUGGUGAAAAUACCACAUAAUGGAGCUAAGCAAAGAACACACCAAAACCAGCCUCAUAUCCAACCAGUCGGUCCAGUGCGGACUCCUGUGCCCUGGUGUAUGUGGAGGAGCACCGACUGCAUCUCUAGAAAUGUUACAGACUUUGAUUUGGCAAUUGCUAAGAGCUCAACUAACAAUUUUGUUACUAGCUGAAGAGAGUGGAACAGUGGCCCUGCUGACCAGUUCCACACGAGUUCUUGCUGUACACAAACAGGGUAUGGAUGUAAACCAGUGACACAGGAUGGGGACAGCUCCACACAGACCCAGUUGGCCCCUUCACCUAGUGGCAGUGGUGACAUUAACAGUUUAGUUCACUUACCCACAUGUCUCCAUAGGCUGAGCAAGGCCAAAGCCAGCCAACUCUACAUUUCUGACACCAUCUCCAGUUUGCACAAAAGUUCUGACAGUGUUUUAUUUCCACAGAGUGGCUUGGUUUGGGACAGCUAAGCCUCCAUGGAAAACAGUAGCAGCAACAAACUUUUUGGUAUGGUGUUGCUGCUGUUUCAGUUUGGGGCGGGGGCAAGUACAGGGUAAUUCAUUAGCAAGACAUUUCAUUGCUGUUGAAAUCUGAGUUCAGUGUUGACUCCUACUGUGGUCUGAGAUGGAUCAGGAAGGACCUUAGGAUGACUUUCAUCUGUUCUUUUUGUUACUUUUACUGAGACCGGCGGUGAGAAGGAUCACUAACCCCUGCAUCUGGCUGCGCUUCUUGAGCUUGCCCUGGAAGCAGUCUGGGGUGCGCUCACCAUCUUAGGUCACAGACCUGGUCUAGAUUUGUCUAGCUUGGAAGCUGCUGGUCCCAGGGUCUGUAGAGUCUGAGCCACACUCUUGGCUGCUGAUGUGCUGGGACAAAGGGACCAUGUGGGACUCACUGCAGAAGGAAAGUUGAAUCCAUUCAAACGUCCAGGCCGACAUGUGGCCUUAGUCUUUCAAUUUCUUGCCUUGCCCUAAUAGGGCUUAUCUGUGUCUCCUUCACCUUGAUGCUUUGGAGGGCGUUCUAGAAACCCAUUCCCCCAGGACUCCCAUCUAGUCUUCCCUUACAAUCUCCCCUGAAGCUUGAGGAACUGAAAGGUACAGGCCCCCAGGGAGGUUUUCUCCGUGACCCGACCCCAGCUGUGGGAAGCAGCUUAAGUCUUGAUGUCAGAAGUUCUGUUGGUUUCCUGGUGGUACCACCCCACACCUGCAGUGGUGAGGAGGGAAGCCAGGGUCUCUCAGUUCAAGACUGAAGCAGGAGUGGUACCUGUGAAUACUAGCUUCUUGUGCUGGGAGGAAUGGUGGGAUGGUCUUGAUCAGCUUACUCACUGGCCCUACACCUUUCUUGUUGGGUGUCCCUUCAGCUAAGUUUGAGGUAGUGGCUUCGGCCCACCAUGGCCUUGUUGCAGACCUCCCCAGAGUUCUGUCUGGUCUGCUCUCUCUACUCAGCCUCUGUCAGGGUGCUGUACUUCCAGAACCUGAACUGCUGACCAUGGUCCAGGGCUUUUGCACUCCCUGAGGACACUGCAUGGCAAGUCCAUGGUAAAAGUUCCUGGUUGUCCCAUAUGUGAUAUUGUUGGUCCCCUCAUCCCUGCCCCAUGGGCCCUCCUCACCCAAAUCCUUCAGGGGCCCAACUUUCCAGGCUCGCCCUCCCAGCGGCCAACAGCCGACACUCAGGGAUGUAGCAAACCACCACUCUGCAGAGUUAGGGCAGGAAAGUAAGGCGACUGCAUGGCAGUUCAGGGGGACAGCACAUAGCACUCUCUGGAUCUCUAAAGGGAGAAUCUGCCACUAGGUUGGAUUUUGGCCCCUAAGCUAGAUUAGCCAUGUGGUCCAAAUUCAGGUCAGGUGGGCCUCAACUUGGAGAUGUCAGGAAUGGCCCUCUGCAGAGAGCACACCCUGCCACCUGCAGCUGGUGUGUGCCGCACAGCAGCCUUCCUGAAACACAGUAUGGAUUUUUAAAGUUUGUUUAUUUUUGUUUCUCAACCACUUUAUAAUGUAUUUUUAAUUUAUUUUGUAAUGUCUUAUUUUUAAGUAUUGCUGCUAUCCUUACUCUUCCCACUGUUUUUAUUGCUGAUUUAUUUUGUCAAAGUUGUACACUAAUGUUCCGUUUUAUGUCAAAAUCAAAAGUAUUUAAAUACUAGUUCUAUUUAAUGUGAUUAUGGAACCAGCUGGAAACACAAAACAGAUUGUACAGCAGGCUGGACCCGGGAGGUCAGGUUCAUUUUGUUACAUAUGCAAUAAACUCACGACUUUACAUUUUAUGAUGCUUGUUAUUUUGGUGUGGAAAUGAGAUUCCAUUUUCCUUACAGUUUCACAAGCAAGGUCAGUGGUCAGAAAUACUGGGAAGGGCCUUCCAAAGAAAAAUCAAAAGUAAGGACAAAUAACUAAUGGAAAUGUAGUGGUUGUUUGAAAGUGCUUUAUUAAGCAAAACCUCAUGGGAUUGGGAAAGCUUAGAAUCUUUUGACAUCUUUGCAUAUGGUCAUAUGUAGCACCCCCCCCCAUUUCUUUUUGUGGUAAAUGGACAUAAAAUUUGGUGGCAUUAAAAUGCAUCAAAGGAAUACUGCCUUAGACGUGAAAUUGUGAUACCAGCUCUUCCCUGGGUCUCCAGCCUGCCUUGCAAAAUAUUCAUGGUAGCUCCCACCAGCCUUUCUGUUAACACAGAUACACAUGUAUUUAUUGUUUUCCUGGAGGAUGUUAAUAUCCUUUAACUGAUUUCUACCUUUUGUCUAUUUUGAAUAAGGCUGUUAGGAACACAGGUAUAAGAUUAUCUGUUGGAACCCUUGCUGUCAAUUCUUCUGCAUAUGUACCUCAGAGAGGAACUGCUGUUAAGUACAUGUGUAUUUAACUCGAGGCACUGCCAAAUUGUACUCCACAGUGACCGUACCACUGUGCUUACCAGCACUACCGAGGGUUACAAUUUAUCUACAUCCUUAACCACUUUUU